CAGAAUUCCUUGGAAACAAAGAAGGAAGAGGAGGCUUGGUCUUUUCCUCCAACUGAAGUCUGGAUCUGGACAUGUGUUUUUUGAGAGACUGUUUGGGACUGGAAUCUGACAUGGCACACAGAAAAUCCAGACUUUACCCCAUGCUUUCAGAACACAGUCCUGGUUUGGAUUCCUUGCAUCUACCUUUGGGUCUGCUUCCCAGUCUACUUACUAUACCUUCGUUAUCAUGACCGGGGAUACAUCCAAAUGUCACACCUCAACAAAGCCAAAACGGCUUUGGGGUUAAUACUGUGGAUAGUCUGCUGGGCAGACCUUUUCUACUCUUUCUGGGAAAGAAGUCAAAAUAUCUUUCGAGCUCCAUUUUUUCUUGUUAGCCCUACAAUCUUGGGUAUAACAAUGUUGCUUGCCACAUUUUUAAUACAAUAUGAAAGAAUAAAAGGAGUCCAGUCCUCAGGUGUAAUGAUGAUUUUCUGGUUCAUCUCAUUGUCAUGUGCCACAGUAAUUUUUAGAUCCAAAAUAAUACAUGCCUUAAAUAUGGACACUGAAGUGGAUGCAUUUCGUUAUGCGACCUUCUGCAGCUACUUUGUCUUGUUACUUGUACAACUCAUACUGUGCUGCUUUCCAGAACGACCACCUUUGUUUUCUGAAACAGUAAAUGAUCCUAAGCCAUGUCCAGAGUUCAGUGCUUCUUUCCUCUCUAGAAUCACAUUCUGGUGGAUCACUGGGUUGAUGAUUCAAGGUUAUCGGACACCUUUGGAAGCCAAGGAUUUGUGGUCAUUAAAUAAAGAGGACAUGUCUGAACAGAUAGUGCCAGGUUUGGCUAGGAACUGGGCAAAAGAGUAUGCGAAGACAAAGAGGCAACCAUUAAACAUGCUGUACUUGCCCAAAAAGCAGCAAAAAUCAAACGACUCAAGCGGUGAGGUGACAGAGGAGGCUGAAGCUUUGAUUAUAAAACCAACUCGGAGGAGUUCUGAGGCAUCUUUAUUCAAGGUGUUAUAUAAAACUUUUGGACCAUAUUUCCUCAUGAGCUUCCUGUUUAAAGCUGCACAUGAUCUCUUGAUGUUUACAGGCCCGGAAAUUCUGAAAUUGCUAAUCAAAUUUGUAAAUGACAAAGGUGCCCCAAAUUGGCAAGGCUACUUUUAUACAGGGCUGCUCUUUGUUUGUGCCUGUCUUCAGACACUGAUUCUGCACCAGUAUUUUCAUAUUUGCUUUGUCACUGGAAUGAGGCUCAAAACAGCUAUUGUUGGUGUAAUCUAUCGAAAGGCACUAGUUAUCACAAAUUCUGCCAGAAGAACUUCUACUGUGGGUGAGAUUGUGAAUCUAAUGUCUGUGGAUGCUCAGAGAUUCAUGGACUUGGUUACCUAUAUAAACAUGAUUUGGUCUGCACCUCUCCAGGUGAUAUUAGCACUGUACUUACUGUGGCAAAAUUUAGGUCCAUCUGUAUUGGCAGGUGUGGCUGUCAUGAUCCUUCUGGUUCCAGUAAAUGCUGUGAUGGCAAUGAAGACAAAAACCUAUCAGGUGGCUCAAAUGAAGAGCAAAGACAAUAGAAUUAAGCUGAUGAAUGAAAUUCUCAAUGGGAUUAAAGUGCUGAAACUUUAUGCCUGGGAAUUAGCCUUCAGAGAGAAGGUAUUAGAGAUCAGACAGGAAGAGCUGAAAGUCCUAAAAAAAUCUGCUUACCUUGCUGCAAUGGCUACCUUUACAUGGGUCUGUGCUCCUUUUCUGGUUGCCUUGUCCACGUUUGCUGUGUAUGUAACUGUAGACAAGAACAACAUCUUGGAUGCUCAGAAGGCAUUUGUAUCACUAGCAUUAUUCAACAUCCUCAGGUUUCCACUGAACAUUCUUCCUAUGGUUAUCAGCAGCAUAGUAGAAGCCAGUGUCUCAUUGAAACGCCUCAGGGUGUUCCUCUCUCAUGAAGAGCUGGAUCCCGACAGCGUAAUCAGGGGGCCCAUCAAAGACAUGGAAGGAAGCAUUAUUGUAAAGAAUGCAACAUUUAGCUGGUCCAGAAAUGAUCCUCCUUCAUUGAAUAGCAUUAACUUCACCGUUCCUGAAGGCUCCCUGAUAGCUGUUGUUGGGCAAGUUGGCUGUGGAAAGUCGUCAUUGUUGUCGGCACUACUGGGGGAGAUGGACAAAAAGGAAGGCUACGUGGUUGUCAAGGGCUCAGUAGCCUAUGUUCCUCAGCAAGCCUGGAUCCAAAAUGCAACUCUGGAAGACAACAUAGUGUUUGGAAGGGAGAAGAAUGAGAGCUGGUAUAAGUGUGUGAUUGAGGCUUGUGCGCUUCUGCCUGAUAUAGAGAUUCUUCCUUCAGGAGACAGAACAGAAAUAGGAGAAAAGGGUGUGAAUUUGUCUGGAGGACAGAAACAGCGAGUUAGUCUUGCUCGGGCAGUUUACUGUAAUACAGAUGUCUAUCUGUUCGAUGAUCCUUUGUCAGCUGUUGAUGCCCAUGUUGGGAAGCAUAUUUUUGAAAAAGUUAUUGGACCAAAAGGGAUCCUGAAAAAUAAAACACGGGUUUUGGUAACCCAUGCAGUCAACUAUCUGCCUCAGAUGGAUAUGAUUCUGGUGAUGACUGAUGGAGAAAUAUCUGAGAUGGGCUCCUACCAGGAGCUGCUGAAACAAGAUGGGGCUUUUGCUGAAUUCCUUCGUACAUAUGCUAAUGCUGAACAGAGCAUGGAGAACAGUGAUGCAAAUAGUCCAUCUGGAAAGGAAGGAAAGCCUAUAGAGAAUGGUGUCCUUGCAAACGAAGCCCCUGGAAAACUGGUGCAUAGGCAACUCAGUAACUCUUCAACGUACAGCAACGAGAUGGGGAAGUCACAGCACCAGAGCAGCACGGCAGAGCUGCAGAAGCCACUUGCGGAGAAGAAUUCCUGGAAGCUGACGGAGGCAGACACUGCACAGACUGGGAGGGUAAAGGCUACAGUGUACUGGGACUACAUGAAAGCUAUUGGACUCUUUAUCUCUUUUCUGAGCAUCUUUCUCUUUAUGUGUAAUCACAUAGCCUCCCUGGCUUCCAACUACUGGCUAAGUUUAUGGACCGAUGACCCUGUUAUCAAUGGGACCCAGCAGUACACAAAUGUCAGACUGGGAGUGUAUGGAGCAUUGGGAAUUUCUCAAGGUAUUGCUGUGUUUGGCUACUCGAUGAUUGUGUCAAUAGGGGGAAUAAUUGCUUCACGACACCUGCACUUUAACCUGCUGCACAACGUCCUCAGGUCUCCAAUGAGUUUCUUUGAACGUACACCCAGUGGAAAUCUGGUGAAUCGUUUCUCUAAGGAAAUGGAUACCAUUGACUCCACCAUUCCACCAAUUAUCAAGAUGUUCAUGGGAUCAACAUUUAAUGUCAUUGGGGCUUGUAUCAUCAUUCUGCUGACCACACCAAUAGCUGCUGUUGUUAUUCCACCUCUUGGAUUUCUCUACCUGAUUGUGCAGAGAUUUUAUGUGGCCACUUCCCGCCAGCUCAAACGCCUGGAGUCUGUCAGUCGCUCUCCAGUAUAUUCUCACUUCAAUGAAACCCUCCUGGGAGUUAGUGUCAUUCGAGCCUUUGAGGAGCAGAAGCGUUUCAUACAGCAGAAUGACACGAAAGUGGAUGAAAAUCAGAAAGCUUAUUAUCCAAGCAUUGUUGCAAACAGGUGGCUGGCAGUCCGUCUGGAGUGUGUGGGGAAUUGUAUAGUCCUCUUUGCAGCAUUGUUUGCAGUGAUUGCGCGCCACAGGCUUAGUGCAGGACUGGUUGGCCUCUCGGUGUCCUACUCAUUGCAGAUUACAGCAUACUUAAAUUGGCUGGUUCGUAUGUCAUCUGAGCUGGAAACCAACAUUGUUGCAGUAGAAAGAGUCAAAGAAUAUGCUGAAAUGGAGAAAGAGGCUGAAUGGAAUAUUGAACAAACUGCCCCAGCAAGUACUUGGCCACAGAAGGGGAAGAUUGAGUUUCAAGGCUAUGGUUUACGUUAUCGGGAAGACUUGGAUUUGGUUCUGAAAAACAUAAAUGUUACCAUAAAUGGGGGUGAGAAGAUAGGAAUAGUAGGAAGAACAGGAGCUGGGAAAUCCUCUCUGACUUUAGGUUUGUUUCGGAUUAAUGAAGCAGCUGAAGGAGAAAUUAUUAUCGAUGGAAUUAAUAUUGCUAAGAUAGGACUACAUGACUUGCGGUUCAGGAUCACCAUCAUCCCUCAGGAUCCAGUAUUGUUUUCUGGAACUCUGCGUAUGAAUCUUGAUCCUUUUGACCAACACUCUGAUGAAGACAUUUGGAGGUCUUUGGAAUUGGCUCAUUUGAAAAAUUUUGUAUCAUCUCUCCCUGAUAAACUCAAUCACGAGUGUGCUGAAGGUGGAGAGAAUCUCAGUGUGGGACAACGCCAGCUGGUGUGCCUGGCUCGGGCUCUGCUCAGAAAGUCUAAAAUCCUGGUUCUAGAUGAGGCCACAGCUGCUGUUGAUCUCGAGACAGAUAACCUUAUACAGUCAACAAUAAAGUCUCAGUUUGAAGAAUGUACUGUUUUAACUAUAGCACAUCGCCUAAACACAAUUAUGGACUACACAAGAGUUCUAGUCCUUGAAAGAGGUGAAGUUGUGGAGUGCGGUAGCCCAGACAACUUACUUCAGAAAAAAGGCAUUUUCUAUAGUAUGGCCAAAGAUUCAGGCUUGGUGUAGGAUUUAAAUUUGUUUUGUUUGCCUGAGGAAGAGGAAGGUGAUACAUUCAGAGAACUGUAGCUUUGACUGGGCUGGUGUGAACCAUGCUGUUCGGGCUCAGACCUCAUGAGGUCAGCCAGAGCAUGAAGAUGGAGGUAACAGAAAAAUGCAAUAUCUUUUUCUUGUUUGUUUUUUCUCCUUAGUAUUGAUUUAGCAAGCCUGCUUUAGGAGAGGCAUAUAUACUGGCUGGAACACUUUAGAGACAUAUAUUAAUUUCUGUCUGAAAUCUGUCAUACUAUGCUUUAAAUGUAUGUUGAAGUGAUUCAUCAGAGAAGUUCAGAACAACUUUUUCCUUUUCAUCUGCUCUUAUGUUCUGAAUCCCCCUUUUUUUGUUUAAAAUAUUUUGCAAAGCCUAGUUAUUUGCUUGUUCGCUGAUACCUCAUUUGAUGAACCAUCUAUUGUGGGAUGUAUUUGGAACAUUUUGUGGCAUAAAGUACUAUAGUCCAAAGAUUUUUUUCGUGUGAAAUAAUGCGUGUGCCAGAUUUUCUCAUUACAGCAUUUACUGUACAUGGUUAAUGCUUUUACGCAUUCUCCUAAAGGUUUCAUAUGUGUUUACAGUACAUAGCAGCAAGUUCACUGUAAGGUGUCAGUAGUGCUGAGGUGAAAAAGCACAGUCAACUUCAAAACAGUAUUUAAGCACGUCUGGAAUGACAGUCACUCCAAAACCAAAUUCUUGCAGCAGCUGGAGUGUUGCAGUAUGAAGUACCUGAUUUUACACCUGGUUCACUCAGGAAUUCGGACUUGCAUGGAGAAUCCUGGUUAUGUCUGUGGGGACAAGGCUUAGAAGCGAGAAUUUGUCUGAGCAAAGAUUGCAGACUGAGUUCCAAUGUAAUAUUGAUUGUAAUACCCUUGACUUGGGCAGGUCUGUACUUUAGUAGCAGCUCUGCCUCAUCAAGGACCAUUAGCCUUAUAACAAAGAAACAUGCCCUUCAUGCUGCUGCUGACUCUUAAAUCUUGUGGGAAAAUAUUUUGUUAAAGUUUAAAAAGAAAAAUAAUCUUUGUUUUACUGUUUUUAAAGUUGUGUGUUAGAGGGGUCCAAUAAUUCAAAUACCCAUGGAGUCUGUUUUUUCAAGAUCUUUUUGUUGAAUGUUCAUUUUUCUGUGGGAAGGAAAAACAGUUGCAUUUCUCAUGUUCUUAACGGUCUUAUUUUGAAAGAAAUUGUUGGAAGAAGGCAAACUGAGUCAGAUGGAUCCAAACAUUCAGCACUCUGAGAACGUGGACUUCUGUGAAUAAUGUUGCUGACUAGACAAUUGUUUUCUCUUUAGAGUAAAGCUAUUUAUUUUUUUCUGUAAAUUAUAACUCUCUGAAAUUGAAUAGACUGAAAUUUUCUUUGGUAUUUUUUGUAAUGACAAUAUUGGAAAUACAAAUAUUUGCAAAGAACUUGCAGUAAAAAAAAAUGGUUUGAAUGAUAA
Messenger RNA from Rhea pennata, 6077 nucleotides. RefSeq names its product ATP binding cassette subfamily C member 1 (ABCC1 blood group) (gene ABCC1). Gene Ontology annotation, molecular function: ATP hydrolysis activity; ABC-type xenobiotic transporter activity; ATP binding. Lineage: Eukaryota; Metazoa; Chordata; Aves; Rheiformes; Rheidae. Gene Ontology annotation, cellular component: basolateral plasma membrane. The transcript has 31 exons. The record is from RefSeq and is a predicted model, not a curated record. The coding region runs from base 247 to 4626 and encodes 1459 amino acids. Gene Ontology annotation, biological process: glutathione transmembrane transport; xenobiotic transport.